Messenger RNA from Aethina tumida (small hive beetle), 3525 nucleotides. RefSeq lists its product as uncharacterized. The record is from RefSeq and is a predicted model, not a curated record. The coding region runs from base 244 to 1065 and encodes 273 amino acids. NCBI's taxonomy places the organism in Eukaryota, Metazoa, Arthropoda, Insecta, Coleoptera, Nitidulidae. The transcript has 6 exons.
CGGACGCCGCUCUUCCGUCUAUACUGCGAGCGAUAUCGACGCGUCGCGACGCAUUCCAAAAAAUUUAUACCGUUUCGUUAUUUUUUCCUGGCGAUAAAGUUUUACGACUGUGGUUCGCGCGAGAAGGGGUCUUUAUGAUUAAAUGACCAUAGCCUAACUAAAAUACGGACGUAUGAUAGUGUUGUUGUUUCGAGGUUUUGAUAUUUUUUAUUUUGGGCAGUGAUGUGAUAUAAACUGUGCGAAAUGACCGCCAAUCAAUGGAUAAUUGGAUUGUUGCUUCUUAUUUCAAUGAUUUUCGAAGAUGUUUUCGCAUUGAAAGACGUCGUCUUGACAAUCGAGCCGAAAGUAGUGCAAAGACUGCAGCAUUCAACGUUACGAUGCUCGUACGAUCUCGAAGACGACGUUCUCUAUUCGGUUAAGUGGUAUAGAGGGCGACACGAAUUCUAUCGGUACACCCCUAGCGAGACGCCCAGCACGAAAGUGUUUCCUUUUGGUGGAAUCACUGUGGAUGUGAAUAACUCAAAUAGUACUCAGGUAGUACUUAGAGAUAUUGAAUUUAAUUUAUCUGGUAACUUCAGCUGCGAAGUUACAAUAGAUGUUAGAUUCUCAACAGGGAUGGACACAAAAUCAAUGCUUGUAGUUCAAUUGCCAGACUUCCCUCCGAAAAUAAGCGUGGGAAGAGAGCCCCUGGACUACGGAGACACUUUGCGUGCGAAUUGUUCCUCUCCACCCUCCAGACCUCCAGCCCACCUCACUUUUCUGCUGAACAACUUAACGGUCGCACGUAGCGAUCCACUGCCGCCCAGGAGGACGGCUGAUCUCGCCUGGAGCGAUCUGUCACUAGAAAUGGAACUGUACGAGAUUCACUUCAGUCAGGGUAGACUUAUGUUGCAGUGUGUGGCCGAAGUGGCCGGUAUAUACCAAGAGGAUGCUGUUCUUGCACUCGACAGCGCCAGAGAACCGGUACCAGAAAGAGUGAGCGCAAGUGGGUUUCCUAACUGCAACGUAAGCGAUAGGACUCUAAUAGUUUUAAUACAUUUGUAUAUUUUGUCGUUUUGGAGAUAGGGGUACUUUUAAUUUAUUUCAUUGCAGUCGAUUUGAUUUUAUAAAUGUGGUCAGUGGAAGUUGUUGCAAUGCUUACAGGUUUGAGAUAAAGUUUGUUGCCAUUGGUAAAUUCAUAUAUCUCAAAAUAAAUUGGAACAAGCAACUGAGCCCAUUAAUGUGAACUAUCUACUUAUUACGUGACCAACUCAUAUUAUUAUCGCAGUUUCCUGUUUUUUCCUUAAUAAUUUCUUUCGUAACUUACAUAAAACACGUUUAGUCUUAACAUUAAAUUACCCUAAAAUGUGGUUAUGUAGUAUUUUCAAACUAGAGAAAGUUAUGAGCUAUUGAAAACCACACAUUUUCCCCCUGAAUUUGUGUGUAACGGGAUAACGUUUAGUAAAACUUUCAAACUAUUCAUUCUGAUGUGCACUUCAGUAAUAACACUCAAAAAGACUACUAUAGGUACCGUAGUAAUUUGUGUGAAUCACAUUCCAGAAUUAAACUCAAGAACAUACAGUACCCUGCAAAUAGCAAAUAAAUUUAAUCUAGCGGAAAUAAUACUAUAUAAAUUGCUGUGCUAUCUGAGUAAAAAGAACACGUCCGAGUACUCUGAAGUAGGUUAACUUUAAUUGGCAAUUUUUCAAUAUAAUUCUUUUUUAAAAGAUUAUUGCUUUAAAACUGAGAGCCAGAUAGAUGUUGUUUCGAUAGUGAUCCAAUUACCGAUAGCAAAUCUAAUAGAAACUUACCAAUUUGUACAUGUUCAUUUAGUUCGUCGUAGGGUAACAAUUUAUUUUGUUUUAACAUUUAAUAUGUACAUUUCUUCAUCACUGUAGCAUUUAAUUCAGUUUUAGAAAAAAAUAUAACACUAGUAACUGAAAUAAUAAAACGAAAAUGCCCAACCAUUUCAGCUGAAUAUUUGCCUGAAGCUUUAUAACAGAAUAAACCCACUAUUCUUAUUUAUAUUCGGAAAAGGUUACCAAUAGGAAUGGAAAACCAAAACAAACGACGGCGAUAGUCCCAAUAUAACAGAAAGAAGUUUACGCUUAACUGGACUAAACACACAAUCAUGCGAAAAUACGACAACGUUCCCCCGAAAAAUGUUCCAACGGGGUUAACGACAGGAAACUGAUAGUGACGUGGAUAUUCUGUCUCUAUGUAUCGGCAUUUGUUAUAUGUAUUAUUGCGAGUUUCCCAAACAAAUUUUCUUAUUUGCAUACUCGAAAAACAUGUCACAAAUAAAUAUUUUUUCAAACUAGUUUUCUUAUUUUUUUACACUUAGACAACUUUGAUAAUGUAUUAUUAUUUAAUAUUUACUGUAUAAUUUAACAUUUUUUUACUGAAAAUCCAAAUAUUAACGUACACAAUUUUAUAUGUGGUCCAUAUAAAUCCCAUUUGGAUUAGAACGAAAGCGGUCGCGCGAUAUAACAUUUAAUAUUUUAAAUUAAUGCAAUAAACCUUCGCAUUGUGUAGGUCAUGUUGGCGUGCUGCAUUCAGUAAAAGCUUUCCGAUAGUUCCUCUUUUUAUUAAAAACCGUAUAAUCCGACGAGUUGGUUGCGGAGUUUGGUGUCUAUUUCGCUCGCUUCCAUCCCACGGGUGCCGUUGCUAGUCGAGAUGGGAUGUGCUGAAGACGUUGCCGCAUUCUAAAUAUUAACGUAUGCAAAUGUUUACCAAAAUAUAAACCUGAUUAGGGACGUAAUGUAUUCUUCUUCUUCCUUUUCGUCGGUCUAGAUUUAUUCAUAAACUUCUGUCCAGAGAAAUCUGUAAGAUAAAUCGUUUGUUUACAUGUUCCCCGCACAUACCUACAUGUUGUAAUAACUUGUACUGACAGAAACUUGUAAAUACGCAAAUAACAAAAUGAAUUACGACUACAGUGUUAAAUGUGUUACAAUAGAAAAUAUCGUAAUAGUUUUAUAAAUAAAUUUUGUACUGAUAAUAUAUAUAUGAAAUAAAACUGUCAUAAAAUAGGAGAUAAUUGUUUUAAAUAAGCUAUAUAAAACAAACUAAGUUUAAGUCAAUUAAAUGAUAUACAUACAUAUAUUAAGAAGUUAGACAAUCACCUUCCCAUGUGCAAAGCUCAACAACUAUAUGUUUUUAAACUGAAGGCUCAAAACAUAAGGAGAAAGUGAGUUAAAAAUUGUCCAAUUAUUGAGUCAGGAAUUGAAUAAUCUUAUCAAAUAACUGCUUUUAAGGUUGUUUCUUUGACUGAAUUCAAUUUUAUAAAAUGCCGCUUUAAAUUUAGAUGAAAUAAACGCCAGUCCUAGUAUAGGAAUAAUAUUUAAAUGGAUAAACACGUCAUUUGUCAUGACACUAAUUCGAUAUUUGUAUAGCUUAUUUAAGUAAAUGGAUAUGUGUUAACAAAUUAAAUAUUUACAAUCAGCUGUAGAUAUAAAAACAUAUUAAUGAAACGAUUUAUGUCCACGUUUUUUGUUAUGAACGAUUGUUAACUGUGAUAAUAUUAUUAAAUACAGCCGUUAUGUUCAA